Molecule: messenger RNA, 1793 nt
Organism: Hermetia illucens (black soldier fly)
Lineage: Eukaryota; Metazoa; Arthropoda; Insecta; Diptera; Stratiomyidae
Product: slit homolog 1 protein
Exons: 8
Coding region: 185-1630 (481 amino acids)
Molecular function (GO): protein binding
Source: RefSeq, a predicted model, not a curated record
UCUAGUUUGCUUCAUAGAUUUCAUAGACAAACAGUGGUGUUACGUUCAUUAGUGAAUUGUACUUGAGAAUACUCUUAAGUGGUUGGAAUACAUAGUAUUGUGUAGAAUUAUUGUGUAAUAUAUUAAAAGGUGGAAUUCCAAUGUUUUAAUCUUACUACUCCAGACUUUCAUACUACAAUCUAAUAUGAAACCAUAUCGAAUUUUACUGCUUCUGAGCAGUUUAUUGGUAUUUACCUAUGCGGACAAUACUACACAGGAGCCAACUACAACCGCACCACCCAUAUGUGAAACAUGUACCUGCAAAAAUGAUACAAAAACUCUCGAUUGUUCCAAUAAAGAAAUGAAAACGUGGUUAACGCAGGCUGAAUGGGCUCAAGUCAACAAUACAUUUGAAAUUUUGCGAUUUGAUCAUAAUGAUUUCGAAACAGUUGAUGUGUUUCCUAUUCUUAAUGUGAAACAACUGAUUUUGAGUCACAAUCAAAUCGUUAAGAUUGCAGUUGGAGCAUUCAAAAAUCUACAACAGCUUGUUAGCUUGGAUCUAUCUUAUAAUAAUUUAACAUCACAAAAUUUGAGACCGGAAGCCUUUGAAGGACGCUAUAGCCCUGAAAACUAUGAACCAAUACCAAACCUUGCCGAACUGAAUUUGGCGCACAAUAAUUUACACACAUUGGAUCAGGAUUUGUUUGAACAUUUCCCAGCACUGGAGAAACUGAUCCUGAAUAAUAAUGUGUUCAAGCUUAUCGAUCACCAAACCACCAUUGCGAUUUCAAACAUUUUCGAUUUGAAGCACUUAGAUAUGAGUUAUACCGAGCUUCGUGAUAUUCCGGAAUAUAUUUUCCAUGCACCUCGUUCACUUCAGGUUUUAGACUUGAGAGGAAAUUUGUUCAAGACAAUUCCAGCGGCAUUGACACAUGCAAUUAAUCUGACGCAAUUAUAUUUAGAUGAAAAUCCAUUCGAAGAUUUCGGAGGUGAUAACGUUUUCCCAUUCCUCCUAAAUCUGAAAAAUCUGACUUUAACAGAAAUUGAAACCUUGAAAAAAAUUGGAAAAGGAACAUUUAGCGGUCUUGUUGCUUUGAAGGAACUACAUAUUGAAGGUUGUCUUCACUUGGCUGAAAUUGAUCCGCAGGCCCUUUGUCUCCCUGGCUCAGAUGGUAGACCCAGUUACCCACCAAUUGAGAAGCUUAAUUUACGACGAAAUAAUUUGUCAUCUUUGGACCAUGGUUUAUUAGCUCGUUGGGAUCAGGUCAAACUCGAAGUCAGCCAAAACGCUUGGGAUUGUCAGUGCGAAAAUGAAUGGUUAAUCCAUGACUUAUACCCACAAAUUCGUCAAGAUAAUGAAAAAGCAGCUUUAGAAAUGCAAUGCGCCACACCAUCGUAUCUGAAGGGAAUACCGUUUGAAAAGGUCUAUCAGGACAAAAAUUUCCUUAGAUGUCCUGACGCGAAUGGAAAUCAUCCAGAAAAUGACGGCAAACUAUUGAUGGGAUUGUUAAUCGGAUUGCUGAUCGGUAUCCCACUGGCAAUGGGAUUCGUCCUGAUCUACAAACGAGGAUGCUUCGGACUGUUUGGUUCAUACAAUUAUGAACAUAGUCGAGCCCUAUAUAAACGCGCAAGCUUUAAUGAAGACUAUUGAAUUUAAUGUGGAUAACAUUAGAUUUGUUUAGUUGUGACAUUUUUUUCCGCGUAAACGUUGAUGACAUUUUGUUUUUUUAUAUUUGUGUGUACUUGUAUACGUUGUAAAUAUAUUUGAUGCUUUAUAUUUUAAAAUAAAUACUAGAUUAUAGCCUUAAGAUAAA